This is a messenger RNA of Penicillium samsonianum, 1032 nucleotides long. RefSeq lists its product as uncharacterized. Gene Ontology annotation, cellular component: Golgi apparatus. NCBI's taxonomy places the organism in Eukaryota, Fungi, Ascomycota, Eurotiomycetes, Eurotiales, Aspergillaceae. Bases 1 to 1032 code for a protein of 343 amino acids. The transcript has 4 exons. The record is from RefSeq and is a predicted model, not a curated record.
AUGUAUAGACCGACCUCGAGAAAUGAAUGGUGGCUGUGUAUCGUGUUGUUCACGCAGGCUAUCUUGACCAUUGCCCUUGAGAUCUAUAUACUCGUGGAAUGGCAGCUAUGGGUUACUCCCACCAUUGUCCAGGUGCCAGUCUCCUACAUGAUCCCAAUCAAUCUAGGGAUUUUAAUAUUCGCCGCGGUCUACGAGUUCAUCCUUGCCCUGGAUGCGAUCCAUCACAAGAAUAAUGUUCUUCUUUUUUCAAUCUGCAUCUGCAAUGUCUGCAGUUUUGUGUACUCUGUUAUGCAGUACACUUCGAUGAAAGAAACCACCACGAGGUUGUAUGACCAGCGUCAUGGGUUUCCGACUCUGGUAGAUCCCACUCACAACGUUUGGCCCCAGAUCAAGCCAGCGGAGAUCCUAGUGUCAAUUAUUACAGGAUUGUGCACUCUACUUCUAUCUUCGUUUGUAUACUUUUUGCAUAGGGAGUAUUCAUGGGUCAUCUACAAGUCUGUUCAUGGCAGCUCGAAAACACGAAUGCGUUAUCUGUUCUACGAGAUCUUCCUGGUCCUGAUAAAACUUCUCUUUUAUUUCCUAUUGGGUUUCAUCAUCCAAUACAACCUGGUGUAUGUCCACUUUGCUGAACCGGAGUACACUCUCACAAUGCUCCUCAUUCCGGUCGCUUUCAUCAUUAUGCUACUUGGUAUUUGGGUUGUCCAACACGAACGAAUCAUUGGUGUGGUUGGUAUCAUUAUAUGCUACCUCGGUCUACUCGCAUAUCUCAUCAGCCGCAUCAUUUUCCUCGGUGGGGCUCGCACCUCUGGGAAGGACAUGAUGUUGUUCUUUGCCUCGGUAUCUGUGGUGCUGACUUCUGCAACGAUUUUCUGCGCCAUUAUUUGCGUCAAAAACUUUGAUCGAGGCUUUAAAGUCAUCAAUCAAUCGAAGAACGGCCAUGCACAAGAGUCAUAUUCCACACCCACCGGAUAUUCCCUAGCAGAGCCGUCUCGUUCCCUUUCGCGUCCUUCCUCACGGCUCACACUUGAUUAA